Messenger RNA from Petromyzon marinus (sea lamprey), 2753 nucleotides. The record is from RefSeq and is a predicted model, not a curated record. Lineage: Eukaryota; Metazoa; Chordata; Hyperoartia; Petromyzontiformes; Petromyzontidae.
UCCCCGCGUGUCUCCCCCCGUGUCUCUCCCCGCGUGCCUCCCAGUGCGUGCGUGCAUAGUUGAGGAGCGAGCUUCUUGGCUCCUGGCCCGGGUCAACUUCCUGGCAGCGAAGGGGCGGCCUCUGGGGGCCGCGCGAUUGGCCGCUUGCUGCGCCCACGUGCUGCCCGACGACCAACGACCCGCGUUCCGAUUGGCCCACGUGACGCUCGCCUGCAGCCAAUGGGGCACGGGCAGGGACGAGGAGGUGCUGAGAGAGCUGGUGGAGGUGGAGGUGCUGGCGGCGGUGGAGGCGGUGUGCCACCUGCAGGAGGACGGUCGCCAUGGAGACGCUCACAGGGUGGCCAGCGUCUUCCUGCAGCGCCAGCUACGGAGCGGAGACAUGGAGCACACCAGGGACCUUGUGCUGUGUUGGUGCUCGCUCCACCCGCUCCCCUCCGAGCUGCCGCGGGACUGCCUGGCCUUGGCCCAGGGAUGCUCCAACCCAUCGCUCCUCCUGCACCUCCUCUGGGCCAUUCAAAGCCAGGUGGGCGAGACGGGCCUGGUGGAGUGCUUGGAGCUCAUCCUCCUGGGCCUUCGCGCCUGCGCUUUGAUGGGCACCACGACCACGACCUCGACGACCUCGACGACGAGCUCCUCCGCAACCUCGUCAACCGAUGCCGCCGCCGCCACGGCCACCACCAUCGCUCUGUGCCGCGCCCUGGCUUACCUGGCACCGCCGGACGACCGUGAGUUGGUGCGUGCCAGCCACCUCACCGCCUUCCUGUGCGCCCCCUCGGCCGACGCCCUGCCAGCCCUCGAGUGCCUCUUCUCAUCCUCAUCAUCAUCGGCGGCUCCUUCGCCGCCGCCGCCGUCGUCAACGUCAACGGCGCCAUCGUCAACCGCGCCACCGCCGUCGUCAACGGUGACAUCGUCAACGCCACCGCCACAGUCAACAGCGCCACCGUCAACGGCGCCACCGUCAACAGCGCCACCGUCAACAGCGCCACCGUCAACAGCGCCACCGUCAACGGCACCACCGCCGUCGUCAACGCCACCGCCAUCGUCACUGUCAACAGCGCCAUCGUCAACGGCGCCAUCGUCAACGCCGCCGCCUACGCCACCGCCAUCGUCCACUUCCUCCUCCUGCUGCCACCACCGAGGCCUGCUCCAGGCCUCGCGACCAGCCCCGCCCCCUCGCCCCGCCUCGGCCAAUCGGGCGGCGGCGUGCGAUCCUCGGACGCCGCCCCCUGCCCCGCCGGCCACGCCCCCUUCCCAGCUGGCCAAGCCCCCCGUGGAGCCGGCCGUGCCCCCUACCCCUCCGGCCACGCCCCCUACCCCUCUGGCCACGCCCCCUCGACCGGCCCCGUCCGCCAAGCUGGAGGCACUCUGCCCGCCAUUGUCAGUGGGCUCCGAUUCACUCGUCAUGACGCUGGUAAUCGCGACGACCACGCCGGUAACCACGACGACCCCGGCGACCGCGACCCCGGCGACCCCGGCGGCGAUCGCCACCCCGGUGGCGACCGCGCCAGUGACGCCGACCGCGCGGCCACCAUUCCUUGGAGCGGCCCAGCCUCGGCAGCUCUCGUCGCAAGCCCCGCCCACCCCUGCCAAAGCCACGCCCACCCCUGCACAGGACACACCCACCGCCUCUCAGGCCCCGCCCACCGGCCCUCAGGCCUCCCGGGCCACUCCCCCCACCCAAGCCCCGCCCCUCCCUACCGAAGCCCCUCCCCCCGCCGCUUCAUCGGCCGUCCCCUCCUCCCCGGCGGUGCCGGCCCCGGUGGCCCCGGUGGCCCCGGUGAUGCCGGUGUCGAUCCCCAACUCCCUGCGCACGGAGCUGCUGCUGCGCCUCAAGUCUCGCUGGCCCUUCCAGAUGGACCCCGAGUUCUGGAGUCCGGCGCUGCUGCGCCGGAACUGCUCGAGGCUCCUCGGCGUCGCCGCCGCCGAUGACGGCGGCGGCGACGCCGAAACGGAGCACCCGCCACCGCCACCACCACCACCACCAGCAGCAGCAGCAGCGCGAACGUGCGGAGAAGACCGCCUCCCCGUCGUUCCUCUGCGGCGUCCGCCUCCUGGCGGCCGGCACCGCUGCCGCCGCCGACGACGACCACAUCUCGUGGCGGCAGCUCGUGGGGGGGCGCCUCAACAAUGGCGGCCGCGCCGGCAGGAGGGGACCGGUCGCUUCGGCGCGCCGACUCAACGGCGCUCCCGCCGAGCCGCCGUUGCCGCCGCCGCCCCCGGCGGGCCCGCCGGGGCCCGCCGGGGGCGGCAACGGCGGCGCUGCCGGCGCCGACGGCGGGCAACCCAAGAAGAGGAAAAGGGGGCGGCCGCGGUUGGACGAGCGCGGCGGCGGCGGCGGCGGCUGCGCGGCGCCGGCUUUGGCGAAGGCCGGGUGCCCGGCGUGCGGCCGCGGCUUCGACCGCCGCUGCCCGGCGUGCGGGCCCAAGCGGCCGCUGCGGAGGGCGGUGGACGGCGGCAACGGUGGCAACGGCGGCGUGCGCGGUGUCGUCGCCGCAGCGGUGCCGGCGGCGGUGCCGGCGGCGGUGGUGGCGGCAGCGGUGCUGGGAGGCGGUGGCAAGCCGGCCACCGCCUUGGAGUCGAGGGGCCUGGAGAGGAAGGUGACGAAGGAGGAGAAUGAAGAGGGGAAGCAGGAGGGGAAGCAGGAGGCGUCGGUUCGCGUUGGCGCCACGCUUGAGAUCUCUCCCGGCGGCGUCGGUCGGCAGCCGAAAUCUGGAGGAGGUGGCAGAGAAGCAUCUGAAGAGGAGGACGAUGAC